This is a messenger RNA of Ruditapes philippinarum (Manila clam), 2010 nucleotides long. RefSeq lists its product as uncharacterized. Lineage: Eukaryota; Metazoa; Mollusca; Bivalvia; Venerida; Veneridae. The transcript is spliced from 4 exons. The record is from RefSeq and is a predicted model, not a curated record. Gene Ontology annotation, biological process: DNA integration. Gene Ontology annotation, molecular function: nucleic acid binding. Bases 1 to 2010 code for a protein of 669 amino acids.
AUGUGCCCUAGUAUUGUUGUUGAUAAGAAAGGAGAUGUAAAGCUAGUGAUAGGUGGUUCCGGUGCUACUCGUAUUCCAACAUCAUUGACAUUGCUUUCACAACAUUGUAAAUUUGGAGAGGGAUUAAAUGAUGCACUUCGAGAUAGACUAGUUUGUGGGUUGACAAAUGAAAAUAUUCAGAAACGACUCUUGAGUGAGAAAGAUUUAACGUACGAGAGGGCUCUUCAGUUAUCCAUCUCUAUGGAAUGUGCACAAAAGGACGUUAAAGAGUUGCAUCAAACGGCAGGCGGCGCUGCAUCUAUGCAUAAAGUGACAUCUAGUUUUAACAAGACACCUGUACAAAUAAAAAAGGACCUAAUUCAAAGGGAAUGUUACAGAUGUAAUCGUAAAAACCACACCCCAGAUGCUUGUCGUUUUAAAGAUGCGAUCUGUAACUUUUGUGUUGAUGAUGAAAGUAAGAAGUUCUUAACGAUAUCAACUCAUAAAGGUUUAUUCCGGUACAACCGUCUUGUAUUCGGUGUGGCUUCCGCGCCAGCUAUAUUUCAACGGUUAAUUGAGCAGAUCAUGGAAGACAUUCCUAAUGUUCAAGUUAUUCUUGAUGAUAUGAUCAUAACGGGAUCUGAUGACAAGGAACAUCUUGAAAUCCUUGAACAAGUAUUAAAGAGGUUAGACGAGUAUGGUCUUCGCGUAAAUGUAGAGAAAUGUAAGUUUAUGGAGCCAAAAGUUGAAUUUUGUGGGCAUGAAAUUGAUGCGGAUGGACUCCACAAGACAGAUGCAAAAAUUGCUGCAAUUGUAAAUGCACCUGAAAUUAAGAAUGUGAAAGAUCUGAGAUCAUUCUUUAGGUCUAGUACAAUUCAAAGAACUUUCUGUAUACCAAGGUUGCCUAAUGUGGGGUAUACGAUUAGUCAUUCCACAACAUUAAGACAAGCUGUUCUUAAUGAGCUACAUGUUGGACAUGUUGGUAUAGUUAAAAUGAAGUCCCUUGCUCGUAGCUAUGUGUAUUGGCCCGGAAUAGACACUGAUCUAGAGAGCAUCGCACAGUCAUGUUCUGGGUGCAUGAUGUCAAAGUCCAGUCCACCGGAAGCACCAAUACAUCCGUGGGAAUAUCCUAGUAGACCAUGGUCUCGAGUUCAUGUUGAUUUCGCAGGUCCAUUUAUGGGAUACAUGUUUUUUGUGUUAGUCGACGCUUAUUCAAAGUGGCCAAUAGUUAAAAUUAUGCAAACAACAACCACUUCGAAGACAAUAGAGAUUUUGCGAUCAAUAUUUGCAGAUUUUGGUAUUUGCGAUGAACUAGUGAGCGACAAUGGACCUCAGUUCAUUAGUGAUGAAUUUCAGAAAUUCUUAAGUCAGAAUGGUGUUAAACAUAUUAGAGGAGCACCAUAUCAUCCAAAAACAAACGGAUUGGCAGAGCGAUUUGUGCAAACAUUUAAACAAGCAUUAAAAGCUUCUAAAAAUGACUCUGGAACUUUACAGACAAAAUUAUCUAGAUUUUUAAUGCAGUAUAGAAAUAGUGAGCAUAGCACAACAAAGGAGACACCUGCAAAACUGAUGUUUGGGCGUACACUUACUACUCGUUUCGAUAAAUUCAGACCAAGUUUACAAAAUCGGGUUGAGAAAGCGCAAUCGAAAAUGGUAAGAUCUACAUCUGAUAGAAAUUAUUUAGUGGAGGAUACUGUUAUGAUACGUGAUUAUCGUGAAAAGUAUGAAAAAUGGAUUCCAGGAGUAAUUAAAACGCAAACUGGUCCGGUCUCAUAUAGAGUAGAAAUUAGUCCUGGUGUAUCAUGGAAACGGCACGCAGAUCAGAUUCGAGCAGCUGAUGUUUAUCCGUCAAGGUUACAGUCACAAGAUCCUAAUUUGGUAGUUACUGAACGACCAUCUGAGAUUCCGGCUGAAGUUGUUAAGCAACCAACAAAGAUACCAGUUGUUCCUGAAACUUCUGCAAAUCUGCCUGUUACUGAGCUUCGACGUUCAAGUCGCACAAUAAAGAAACCUGAUAAGUUAAAUUUGUGA